Messenger RNA from Penicillium macrosclerotiorum, 1668 nucleotides. RefSeq lists its product as uncharacterized. The record is from RefSeq and is a predicted model, not a curated record. The transcript is spliced from 2 exons. Gene Ontology annotation, molecular function: amino acid transmembrane transporter activity. Bases 1 to 1668 code for a protein of 555 amino acids. Gene Ontology annotation, biological process: amino acid transmembrane transport. Gene Ontology annotation, cellular component: membrane. Lineage: Eukaryota; Fungi; Ascomycota; Eurotiomycetes; Eurotiales; Aspergillaceae.
AUGGCGAUGCAACAGGCGAAAGGUCUAGAUGCAGAUGUAGAGGCCCUAGACCUCACUCAGACUCAUGUUAUACGGGAAAUGGACCCGCUCGGACAAGCAAAGUCGGCAUACGUGCAGAAGAACGUUGGGAAUCUGCAACGCCGUCUCAAAUCGCGACAUGUCCAAUUUCUCGCUUUGUCGGGAGCUAUUGGAACCGGCCUUUUCGUCGGUGCGGGCCAGGUUUUGUCUCUCUCGGGUCCGCUUUCGGCCUUCCUUGCUUACUUUAUCACCGGCUUCAACUUAUACGCGGUCAUCAACAGCAUGGGAGAGAUGGCCACAUGGCUUCCCCUCCCGGGCGCGACUCCAGUUUAUGCCGCUCGCUUCGUUGACGAAGCACUUGGAUUCACCUUGGGCUGGAACUAUUGGUACCAGUUUGCUAUCGGCGUCCCGAUCGAAAUAAGCGCGGCCGCUUUGGUCAUCGACUACUGGCCCAACAGUGUUCCUGCAGCAGUGUGGAUUACGGUGCUCUAUAUCGCCAUAUUUGUCAUCAAUAGUCUCCCAGUCCGCGUAUAUGGAGAAUUGGAGUUUUUGCUGGGCUCCAUCAAACUCAUCACGAUAGUGGGACUGAUGAUACUGAUGUUUAUAAUUACUCUCGGUGGGACACCGACGCAUGAUCGGAUUGGAUUUCGCUAUUGGCAGCAUCCGGGGCCAAUGAAUGAAUACCUGGAAAGUGGAACCCUGGGCCAAUUUCUGGCCUUUUGGAAGGUUUUUAUUCAAGCAACAUUCAGUUAUGGAGGCAGUGAAAUGGUUGUGGUCGCAGCUGGAGAGACUGAGAACCCACGGCGUAACAUUCCCAAAGCUGUGCGUCGGGUCUUCUGGCGGAUUGCUAUCUUCUAUGUGGGAAGUGUGUUCUUGGUAGGCCUCUGCGUGUCAUCUCGCGACCCUCGACUUCUCAAUGCCAUUGAUUCGGGGGCAACUGGCGCAGGGGCAAGUCCCUUUGUCAUUGCCAUUGAGAAUGGAGGAAUAUCAGUGCUGCCGUCGAUAAUUAAUGCGGUCAUUUUGACCUCCGCCUUGUCUGCUGGAAAUUCCUUCUUCUAUGCGUCGACUCGCAUUCUAUAUUCGACGGCACUGGAUGGAAAGGCUCCUCGCAUCUUGAGGUACGAAAAGUUCGGUGUACCAUAUGCGUGCGUGGCUGUCACAGCCGCAUUGAGCCUUCUGGUCUACCUUAAUGUAUCGGCGAGUUCGGCUGAGGUCUUUUUCUGGAUCAGUAACUUGAGCUCCGUCAGCACGCUGAUCGUGUGGGCCUCGAUUGCUAUCACGUAUAUCCGAUUCCACCAAGGAAUGAAAUAUCACAAAAUUCCACGAUCUGCACUCCCCUAUCAAGCACCCUUCCAACCUUACCUCGCAUAUUUCGCUGUGGCGUUUUCCUCGAUAGUCGCUUUUUUCAAUGGCUUUGAUGCCUUCUUUCCGGGGCACUUCAGCGCCAAGACCUUCAUUCCACCGUAUAUCGAUAUUCCGAUCUUUGCAUCCCUUUUCAUUGGUUAUAAGGUCAUUAAAAAGACCCAAUUUGUGAAGAUGGAAGACAUGGAUUUUUGGUCUGGAAAAGAAGAGGCUGAUCAACUGGAGCUGACUUGGGAAGAACCCAAGCCACGAAAUUUCCUUGAAAGAAUUUGGUUUUGGAUCGCGUAA